Molecule: messenger RNA, 1385 nt
Organism: Psylliodes chrysocephalus
Lineage: Eukaryota; Metazoa; Arthropoda; Insecta; Coleoptera; Chrysomelidae
Source: the annotation of a GenBank genome assembly
UUAAUGUCAGAUUUAAAUAUUUUUUUUUGAAAAUAUGACUAUUUAAAACUAUUAAUAUGUUCUGCCGAUAUAUAAGAAAGACGUUAAGAAUUACAAACAGUAUAAAAUGUUGCAAAUCUACUAUUGCUUGGAACAUACCCAAGUAUCCUGAGUUUAACAUAAAUUUUCUCUGCGAUCCCAACAAUGAAAGACAAAUUCAAGAGAAUAUUUUACGUCGAAAAGGCGUAGGUAACAUUAAAUUAGCAAAUGAACUUAAAAAACAAAUAGAAAAAAUUGAAGUUAAUGCCAAAGAGAAUGAAGAGCUUCAAACACAAUUUUAUGAAGAACUUUCUCAAAUACCCAACCAAACUCAUCCUGAUAUAGUUAGUUAUGGUGAUGAGCCAAAAAUUAUCAAAGUAGUCAACAAUAAAAAACUAUUUACUUUUAAAUGUUUAGAAUUUAGUGAUAUAGUGAAAAGAUUAAAUAUGGUAAGGACAGAACAGUUGGGAAAUGUGUGUGGAAACAGAAGUUAUUAUAUUCUAGGUGAAUUAGCUGAAUUAGAACAAGCAUUAAUUAAUUACUUUAUAGAUGAGCUGAUUAAGUCUGGUUUUGAAGUUAUUUCUGUACCUGAUAUAUUACCCAGAGAUAUUAUUGAAAGAUGUGGUAUGAACACCAGAGGAGAGCGAAACCAGGUAUAUACACUAGAGUCUAAGAUACAUGCAUCAAAUAUGUGCCUUUCGGGAACCUCAGAAAUGGCACUGGCUGGAUAUAUUGCUGGGGAUACUUUUUCUGAAGCAGAUUUACCUAAAAAGUUGGCAGCAGUGAGUAGGUGUUACAGGGCUGAAACUUCUAGUAUUGCAGAAGAGAGAGGAAUAUACAGAGUUCAUGAAUUCACCAAAGUUGAAAUGUUCAUGAUUACAACUCCCGAAACAUCAGAUGAGACAUUGGAAGAAAUAAAAAAUUGGGAAGAAAAUAAAUUCAGUUCUCUAGGACUCCAUUUUCAAGUACUUGACAUGCCACCUCAUGAAUUAGGUGCUCAAGCAUAUAGAAAAUAUGACAUAGAGGCAUGGAUGCCUGGAAGGCAGGUUUAUGGAGAAAUUUCCAGUUGUAGUAAUUGUACAGAUUAUCAAUCAAGAAGGUUGAACAUCAAAUAUGUAACGAAAGAUGGAGUUACCAAAUUCGUAAACACUCUUAAUGGGACAGCUUGUGCCAUUCCAAGACUACUUAUAGCUCUAAUUGAAAAUGGUCAGGACGAGAAAGGGUUUAUUCAUCUUCCUGAAGUAUUGCACAACUAUAUGAGAGGAAAAACGUCAAUUACAAGACAAAAAGGGAUUCCAGAAUUAAAACUUGUUAAGAAUAAAAAAUAAAUUUGUUUGUUUAGAAUUUAUAUAAAAAUUAUCUAAGUA